UCACAUCCAGGGAUAGUGGGGGUCGCCAGUCUCUGGCACGGUUAUUUUGGGGGUCGCGGGUUGAAAAGUUUAGGAACCCCUGUUUUAAAGGAUGUCUGAUGCAAUGAGUAAUAUUUAAUGGAAAGUAAAGCAAAGACAGCCUACCACUACUCGCCUUGUUCAAGGACCCUACAACAACUACACGAAGAGGAGACUGCUAUUCCCUGGAGCUGGUGUAGGCUCUGGCUGGCUACGUUGUGAUGAGGAUAGCCUAGCGCUGGAGUAUUUUUUUUAACACGCUGUCCCGAUGGCUGUCCGUUGGCUAUGCAAUCUGUUUGGGAAGCCCUUCGAUGGUGGGAAGCGUAAUAUGGACCAUGGCCACCCGCCCCACCAGCACCACCCCCACUCCCACCCCCAGGAGCAGCAGUCUCCGCCCCCCCAGCCUGGAGCCUUCCCCUACUUCCCUGGGGGAGGCGGUUUCCCUGGAUACGCCGGGGGGGUGAGCUUUUUCCCAGGGUUCCCGGGGUUUCCGGGCGGGGGAGGCGUGUCGCCAGGGCAACAGCACCCCGCGCUGGUGAGGUUGGGGGAGCUGCAGGGAGAGGUGGCGACCCUCGGACCUCACGUGUGCGCCUUCAGUGGCCUGCAGAGUGACCGCGAGUACAAACGCCUGGAGAGGGACCUCACACGCCUGCAACUGGAGGUGGACCAGGUGGAGACAGAGGGCCGUGCAGAGCUGCAGCAGGCCCGUAAGCGCGUGGCGGGGGAGGUGGAGGGGCUCCUGCGGUACCUGGAGGGGAACGCGUCGCACCCGUCCCGCCUGGCCGUGGAGGCGUUGGCCGUGGAGGCCCGCACGCUCCUGCUGACCGGCAUCGUGGAGCCGCACCGCGCAGGGCUGCCACCAGGGGGCGGCGACGAGCUGCUGGAGGCCGUGCAGGACGUGGCCAUGAGGCUCGCACAGGUAAAGACGGGUGGCAGUGUUCCUCUGCGGAAGGCGCGCUACCGGGCGCUGACGCGUGUGUGUGCGGUGCUGGAGGUGCUGGAGGGGACGUCGCGCGUCCACACACUCCCUCUUCCGCUGGCCAACGAGACGCACGCCGCCGUGCAGGGCAUCAACCGGGCCAUGGGCGAGCUCUCGGCCGCGCGCUGCCAGCUGGUGGCCCUGCUGAUGGGGCUGAGCGGGCGCGACAGCUGUGCCAACCUCGCCCGCUCCCUCACCGAGCUGCAGUUGGAGCUGGACGCACUGGACGUGUCCGGCGACGCCGCCAUCCGCAACUACCGCAAGCAGGUGGUGGAGGAGAUCAAUGGCCUGCUCAAACACCUGGACCUGGAGGAGGAGGGGGACAACACACACAGGUACGACCUGACGCAUAACGACUCCAUCCGCGAGAUCGAGGCCAUCCGGGGGCGUGUCUCUGAGCUGCGGAGCGAGGUGCUCCGGCAGGGCGUGGCCGGGGGCGGCCAGGGGGCGGAGCUACAGGGGCUGCUGGCGCGACUGGACGAGGUGGACACGGGGCGUAACCCGUGCAUCCGGGAGGCGCGGCGCCGGGCCGUACUGGAGGUGCAGGCCGUCAUCACCUACAUGGACCUGCAGGAGGCGCUGUGGAGGCACCACGCGGAGCGCGAGCAGCAGCAGCUACAGCAGGCUCCGCCUCCCCCUCGGCCCGCGCUGGACGACGUGUGGCGCCUGCUGGCCAGCCUGGGGCAGCUGCAGGCGCAGGUCCUGGGCUUCGACGGCAAGCGGGCCGAUAAGAGCUACAUGGUGCUGGAGGAGCUGCUGACCAAGCGGCUGCUGGACCUGGACGCAGUGGACUCGCAAGGCGACGCCGACGCCAAGGCCGCCCGCAAACAGGCCGUCAAGUACGCCCAGAACAUCCUCAGCUACCUGGACAUGAAGACGGACGAGUGGGAGUACUGAGACACACACACGCACAUGCACACAGACACAUGCACACACACACACACACACACACACACACACACACACACACACACACACACACACACACACACACACACACACAGACACACACA
Messenger RNA from Alosa sapidissima (American shad), 2010 nucleotides. RefSeq names its product BCL2 associated athanogene 5 (gene bag5). Gene Ontology annotation, molecular function: protein-folding chaperone binding; adenyl-nucleotide exchange factor activity. Gene Ontology annotation, biological process: negative regulation of protein ubiquitination; regulation of inclusion body assembly; protein stabilization. Gene Ontology annotation, cellular component: membrane; nucleus; cytoplasm. Lineage: Eukaryota; Metazoa; Chordata; Actinopteri; Clupeiformes; Clupeidae. The record is from RefSeq and is a predicted model, not a curated record.